Messenger RNA from Ochotona curzoniae (black-lipped pika), 1174 nucleotides. RefSeq names its product prokineticin receptor 1 (gene PROKR1). Gene Ontology annotation, biological process: neuropeptide signaling pathway. The record is from RefSeq and is a predicted model, not a curated record. Bases 5 to 1174 code for a protein of 389 amino acids. The transcript is spliced from 2 exons. Gene Ontology annotation, molecular function: neuropeptide Y receptor activity. Gene Ontology annotation, cellular component: membrane. NCBI's taxonomy places the organism in Eukaryota, Metazoa, Chordata, Mammalia, Lagomorpha, Ochotonidae.
CGUGAUGGGGGUUAUGGAUGAAAAUGCCACCAACGCAUCCACUACCUUCCUUUCCACAUUUGACGUUCAGGGAGCCCAAACUGCUUCUGUCCCAUUCAACUUCAGCUAUGGUGACUAUGACAUGACCUUGGAUGAAGAUGAAGAUGUGACCAAUUCCCGCACUUUCUUUGCUGCCAGGAUUGUCAUUGGCAUGGCCCUGGUGGGUAUCAUGCUGGUCUGUGGCAUUGGCAACUUUGUUUUUAUCAUUGCCCUCGCUCGGUACAAGAAGCUACGCAACCUCACUAACCUGCUCAUUGCCAACCUGGCCAUCUCUGACUUCCUAGUGGCAAUUGUCUGCUGCCCCUUUGAAAUGGACUACUACGUCGUGCGCCAGCUCUCCUGGGAGCAUGGACACAUCCUAUGUGCCGCUGUCAAUUACCUGCGUACUGUCUCUCUCUACGUCUCCACCAAUGCACUGCUGGCCAUUGCUAUUGACAGGUAUCUGGCCAUCGUCCACCCGCUGAGGCCACGGAUGAAGUGUCAGACUGCCACCGGCCUGAUCGCCUUGGUGUGGGCUGUGUCCCUCCUCAUCGCCAUCCCUUCUGCCUACUUCACCACUGAAACUGUCCUGUUCAUUGUCAAGAGCCAGGAGAAGAUCUUCUGUGGCCAGAUCUGGCCAGUGGACCAGCAGCUCUACUACAAAGCCUACUUCCUCUUUCUCUUUGGCCUUGAGUUCCUGGGCCCCGUGUUCACCAUGACGCUGUGCUAUGCCAGAAUCUCCCGAGAGCUGUGGUUCAAGGCAGUCCCUGGCUUCCAGACAGAGCAGAUUCGCAAGCGGCUGCGCUGCCGCCGAAAGUCGGUGUUGGUGCUCAUGGGCAUCCUCAUGGCUUACGUGAUGUGCUGGGCGCCCUUCUACGGCUUCACCAUCGUGCGUGACUUCUUCCCCACUGUGUUCGUGAGGGAGAAGCAUUAUCUCACUGCCUUUUACAUUGUCGAAUGCAUCGCCAUGAGCAAUAGCAUGAUCAACACCUUGUGCUUCGUGAGCGUCAAGAAUAGCACCAUCAAAUACUUCAAGAAGAUACUGCUGCUCCACUGGAAGACUUCUUACAACAGCAACAAAUCCAGCACUGAGCUUGACCUCAAGACCACGGGGAUACCUGCCACUGAAGAGGUUGACUGUAUCAGACUGAAAUAA